This is a messenger RNA of Opisthorchis viverrini, 207 nucleotides long. RefSeq lists its product as hypothetical. NCBI's taxonomy places the organism in Eukaryota, Metazoa, Platyhelminthes, Trematoda, Opisthorchiida, Opisthorchiidae. The transcript has a single exon. The record is from RefSeq and is a predicted model, not a curated record. Bases 1 to 207 code for a protein of 68 amino acids.
AUGGCAACAAAUCAGGCUCAAAUGGAGGCUGACCAGAGUUCGACUUCUUCAGAACCCACAGUAGAACAAAAUCUAGCCUAUUACAUCUCUGUUGUGGAUGAAUGUGGACAAUCUCACUGGGACGGGAGAGGGUGUCCCAAUGUAAAGUUAAAGACAGCUCAGUGCGAAACUAAGAUGUCCUGGGAGUAUGAAAUCGAUGACGCGUAA